Molecule: messenger RNA, 7866 nt
Organism: Xiphophorus hellerii (green swordtail)
Lineage: Eukaryota; Metazoa; Chordata; Actinopteri; Cyprinodontiformes; Poeciliidae
Gene: neto1l
Product: neuropilin (NRP) and tolloid (TLL)-like 1, like
Exons: 12
Coding region: 782-2458 (558 amino acids)
Biological process (GO): positive regulation of excitatory postsynaptic potential
Cellular component (GO): postsynaptic density
Molecular function (GO): ionotropic glutamate receptor binding
Source: RefSeq, a predicted model, not a curated record
GUGCAGCCGAUCCCGCAGCAUGCUGUGGUAGAAGUUCACAAAGCGCGCGUGAAAGGCAGCGUGAUGGUCGUGGCGCAUUGGAUCUUUAAACAGUCGGUGCCAAACGCAGAAAAGGAAAGAAUCGAAAGGAGGAGGGAGAUCACGCAUUCACCCCUGCUGACUCUCCAUUUGACAGAAGCCAAUGCAGAGAGGCGCACUCAGAUCACUACAGACAACCUUCUGAGAAAAAACGCCGCAUGAAAUCCCACCUAUUAUGUAGGCUACACAACUCGUUUGUCUUUUUUUCUUUCCUCUGGACAAUUUUACGCACCCCAGAAGACUAAAGAAAACGCCGCAGAGAUGAGUGUUGCGCGGUCUGGUGUGCUUCUGAAGGAUUCCCGCUCCUGAUAUAGGGACCAAAGAGGACAAAACGAGGCUUUUUUUUCUCCCUAAAGAAGAUCGCAAAUGUGGAGCGAUUAGAAAAGGGCUGAUGAAGGGACUAUUAAUCCUUUCAGUGCAUCAAAAGCACCAAGGGGCAUUAGAAGCGUUUGGAUGGAAAUCGGAACUGUUUUUGGUUUUAUAUGAAACUGGUGAUUAAUUCUUAUGAGUUUUUUUUUUUUUCUUCUCUUCAACUUCACAGAUUUAAGGAGGUUUUUUUUCUUUCUUCCUUCCGGUAAGAGGUUUUAUAAAAGUUGAAUUAGCAAGAAAAAUCCUUCUCAUCUUUGACUUUUUUUUUCUUCAAGUUUUUUCUAAAUCUAAAUGGAAUUAGUUGAGUGUGAAGCCGUUUGUGAAAGAAACAGACAUGGUACAUGGGCACAGCUUCCUUCACGUUGUGGCAAGUCUACUCAUACUCGGGUUGUCUGGGGCAACAAAAAAGGAUACGGCUACAGUGAAAAACAAUUCUGGAGUAAAGCCUGCAGGUCAGUGUGGAGCGUGGGUAAAAGAAGCAGAAGGAGGACUCUUCACCUCCCCCAAUUACCCAAACAAAUACCCCCCCAACACUGAGUGUGUUUAUAUCCUUGAAGCUCCCCCAAGACAGUGCAUUGAUCUACACUUCGAGGACAAUUAUUCCAUUGAGUCCUCUUGGGAAUGUAAAUUUGACAACAUUGAGGUUCGCGAUGGACCGUUUGGCUUCUCCCCGAUACUUGGGCGGUACUGCGGUCAGCACAGCCCACCAGAUAUCAGGAGUAGUGGCCGAUACCUGUGGAUAAAAUUUGUGACGGAUGGAGAACUGGAAGGGGUGGGAUUUUCAGCAAGUUACAACUUCACAGCAGAUCCCGACUUUGCUGAUUUGGGAGUACCCCCACCUCUGCCCUCCUGUCAGUAUGACAUGGUUGGUCCAGAAGGUAUCGUUGAGUCCCAUCAGAUCACCAGAGAUGGGAAAGCUGGUGCCGCUGAGGCUGUCGACUGUAAAUGGUACAUCCGUGCUCCACCCCGUUCCAAGAUCUAUCUGCGUUUUCUGGACUAUGAAAUGGCAAACUCCAAUGAAUGCAAGCGCAACUUUGUAGCGGUGUAUGAUGGAGGAAGCUCUGUGGAAGACCUGAAGAGCAAGUUCUGCUCCACAGUGGCCAACGACAUCAUGCUGGUGUCCACGCUGGGAGUUAUCCGGAUGUGGGCGGAUGAGCUCAGCCGCAAGAGCCGCUUCCGCAUCCUUUUCACAACCUACCAAGAACCUCCAUGUGAUGCUGAUGCCUUCUUUUGUCACAGUAACAUGUGCAUAAACUACACUCUGGUGUGCAAUGGCAUGCAGAAUUGUGUCUACCCCUGGGAUGAGAAUCAAUGCAAAGAGAAAACUAAUACCAAAUUCCUGGACAAUCUGAAUUCCACAAAUGGGGCCAUAAUUGGUGUGACUUGCUGCAUCGUCUUCAUCCUCCUCAUUGUCUCGGUAAUUGUUCAGAUAAAGCAGCCGCGUAAAAAGUACAUCUUGCGACGAGAAGACUUCGACCCCACCAUGUUUCAGGAGGUCUUCGAGCCCCCUCACUAUGAGCUAUGUACUUUACGGAGUGCUGCCACACCCACAGCAGCCUCUGGAGAUUUGGUUGACUUGGCGGAGGACUUCGAGAACUACCAUGCCCUCCGCCAGGCCUCCUCCCGCUGCAUCCAUGACCACCACUGUGGCUCCCCCUCCUGCCCUGGAUCCGCGCACAUAUCGCAGCUAUCGCUGAGUGGGCGAGGGAGCCGGAGUAACUUAAGUGCCCGUGACUCAGGGGCCGCGGCAGCUCUGCUCGCAGACCUUCCACAGCCGCCCAUGUCUGUGCGGCCGCUGCUGCCAGCCACAGGGAACCGCAGGAGCAUCUUAGUCAUGAAGCACAGCUACUCGCAAGAGGCGGCAGACAAUGGGUGCGACCUGGACGAUGACCUGGAAGAAGUUCCCACGACGAGCCACCGACUGUCGCGCCACGAAAAGGCAGUACAGCGGUUCUGCCUCAUUGGCUCUUUGAGCAAACAUGAAUCAGAGUACAACACAACUAGGGUCUAGGAGACAAUCCCAAGACUUCUUGAGAAUAGUGCUAUCCUGGAACAGUACGAACGGGCGUCACUGACACAUGACAAAGCGGAGCGGAGAUUUACACCAGCAUGAUGCUGAUGAUGAUGAGGGGACACUUUAAUGAAAUGGAUACUGGAGAUGUGUUCAUGGCAAAGAUUACAAAGGACUAGAUGGAAAUACUCUAGCCACAAUGUUGUGAAGGACGGAUAUCUGAAAAACAGUCAUCUGUGCUGCUGAUGCAGUUUUGUGACUUUUAUAGAAGGAACACAGUUCAAGGAUCUCUGUUUGGGCUGCGAAACAUCUGUGUUUCAACAUAAAUUCCUUCUGACCACAAAAGAAGUUUGAUUGAACAUAUCUAAGUUCAUUUUUCAGCAUGUCUUUUUUUCAGUCAAUGGCAUACAUGUUAUGAUUUUCACAACAAAUUAUACAAGCUUGCAAUUGGUCUAUUCUCUUUGAAUUUAACUCUACGUAUUACUAAACUAUUUUUUUAUUUUGGGUUUAUGAAAGCUCGGUUUUAUGUUGGAUAACAAUCUAAGGUAGAGGUGUGUGGGUUGUGCAUGCUCUUUUAUUUUCCAUUAGACCAUUAACGUACUAACAUUAAAGUUGAAAAGAGAAACACUUAUUCAUACACCGUAUGAGCUUCAGAUGCUAUUUAAAUAGCAUUCACAAAUGAGUCAAAUACAUUGCAUGGUGUGUGGGUAAAUCACUACACGGCGUUCUUCAAUCAUAUUUUCACAAUCUAAUUUGAGUUUGACGUUGCUGUCUUUUGAUAUGUUGACUAACUUUUUGACUUAAACUUUUACUUUAAAAUGAGCCUUUUUGACAAAUAUUUAACUCUGACUGGCUUCUCUUCUACUGAAGCUCAGUAUCUUUGUAUGAAAACAGACUUUUAUAAUAGGAAAAAAUGAAGUGUUAUACAUUGUUCAACUUAUCUGUCAGGGCUUAUUUUGCUGAUGCUUUUUAAAAUAAAUGCAAUGCUUAUUCUUUUCUUUGAUUCAUUAGAUGUCGAUCAGUUCCUUCAUGUGUCCAUUAAGCGUGUCCUCAGAUUGUUGAACAAACCAUUAAUAUCUCAAAAUCCCAGACUUUUUAUUAAUACCUGUAACAGAUUUAGUUGUGACAUAAUUAUUUAAUAUUGUGUAUUUCUUCUGAUUGAAAGUAAGGUUAACAUUUUGAGGGGGCCCAGCCAGAAUGUGUGUGUCAAAUUUAUUCUGUCACUGUUCUUGGAAAAUCAUAAUCUUAUCUUCCAUUGAUAUAUGAAUCUUUUCUUUUUCUAUGUUUAUUGGUUAAUUAGAAAAUACUGUAUGCUCAAAUCACUUGUGUGUCAACUACUUCAUAUCAAACUGACAAAAUCGUGAUCAGUGAAGACGAAGAAUUUGGAUAGCUUAGCUUGUAUAAGAUUAAUGUUAUUUAAUUUAAGUGUUAUUUUAUUGCAGUAAUAUUUUUGAAUAGCAUUUGCAUUUAUUCCAAUGCCAAUGACAUUAAAUUGCAAUGCACAUGCAAUUUAAUGAAUGUGCAUUCCAUGGUAUUUUUUUAAAUGCCUAAGAAAGUUAUUUCAGCAUGGCUCUGCUAGGGAUUAAAUUAUAUACGUAUAAUACAGCAUAGGAUGCAUAGAAAAUUGAUGCCUGAUCAUAAUUUAUUUAAAACUAGGUAUCUUUGUAAGCCACUGAAACACAAUGCAGCUACUCAAGUUUCAUAGAAAUAUAUAUGUUUACAUAGCAAACAUGAAAAUAGCAUAUUUUGUGAUAUUGACAAUUUCUGCUUCUUGGCUUUUUUAAAACAACAAAUAAGAAUUUAUGUAUUAUUUACCUAAUUUUAAAAUGGAGCCUGGGCGAAAAUUCAAACUGGGAGACUCGACCAGCUUCACCACAUCAUCUAAUCACUACGCCCGACCGCAGCCAAUCCGGACCGGAGCUUCACGCCGCUCCAGCCAAUCGUCGUCCAAAGACACCUUCAAAAGUGUAACCUACCCUGGGGUCUUCCUGCUCGUCAGCCUAGCUUAGACUUUUGAAGGUGUCUUUGGACGACGAUUGGCUGGAGCGGCGUGAAGCUCCGGUCCGGAUUGGCUGCGGUCGGGCGUAGUGAUUAGAUGAUGUGGUGAAGCUGGUCGAGUCUCUCCAGAUUGAAAUGAUCUGAAGCCCAGAACAUUUUUGUAAUCAUAGUGUUUAUGUUUUUUCUGGUAUGUAAACAUUUAUUGAUGAAAUAGGGUGUACUUCCAUUAUCACAUGUCUACAAAAAAGAACAGUAUAGCUAUCCAAAUAGCUGGAAUAGUUUUGUAAGAAAAUACUAACAGAUAAAAAUGGUUUGUGUUUACAAUCAUGAGGAUUAUCAUAAUGAUUACACAUCCAUUAAUCAUAAUUAUAUCCUGGUCAUCAUUAUAAAAUCAACGUUACACAUUGAGCUUUAACAGUCAGUCGUUGGUGUUUCAUUGAGUCACAGUCCAGUAUGGAAAAAAAAUUAUUAGUCUGUUUAGCUGCAGCAGUUGUUUUUAGAUGGCUCCAUUAGUAAAAUAAAAUGACUUAUUUUAAGGUAAUUCUUUCUAAAAACCAAAAUAUUUUCACUUUUACCAAAUUUGUGAACACUGUUGACUUAAAACUAUUUUGUAUGACAUAACACGGCUUUGCUCUUAGGCUGAAGUAAUAAAUUUGACUCCGGUCUUUCCAAACCAUGAAUCUUUUUUUUUCUGUUGUUUUCCAUCUAUUCUGUCAUUAAUUUGAAUGGAUUUGUGUGCUUUAAUUUUUUGUCAUUUGGCAUGACUUAAUCUUUCUUAAACAAAGCACUAUGGUUUGCUGCCCCAACAUUCGCCUAAAUGUUUUUGGACCACAAAACUCAAUUUCAAGAGGUUUCAGAUAUAAAGUGAAAACUUUACUGUUUGCCCGACAUCAGAGCUGUAAGAUUUAAGCUGCCCUAGCAUGAAUGAUGCAUUAGAGUAACUGUUUUACACUUCAAAUUUCCCAAACCUCACAGUCCCACUCACACACAAGCACACACGCAAACACACGCCCACAUUUCCCCAACAAGGACCAUUUUGCUAAAAGCAGUCUAAUUUAUUAUAUCAGAUAUGAGUUAAUGAUUAACUAUACAGAUAAAGAUCUCUCAAAUAUUUUUCUCCCAGUUUAAUGACUUAUUACAUUUUAAGAUUUACAUAAUCAUAUUCCUGUCUAGAUAACUAGACAAGAUUUAACACUUAUUUACUGUUUAGUUUAACAUCAUGUUGCCAUUCGGUGUUAAACUAAAUGGGUGUUUAGUUUAACGCCCAUUCACACUAAAUGAGCGUUAAACUAAACCCAAUUAGUUUUACACCGAAUAGCAACAUGCAAAUGAGAUUAGAUUUAGCAUACUGUUGUGCAACAGGAAUUGUAUCAAUGUUUUAUGUAAUUAUGUAAACCCUAUUUAUUCACUAUUAAUAAAAUUAUUAAUAGAGUUUAAUUUUUUUUUUUUUUUUUUUUUUUUAGGAAAAAGAAAAUCCGGGCACCAUUUCACAGAAUCGUUAACCAGACUCGUCAGUCUGACGAGUUGUGAAUUGAAACCCACUGAACAGAUAAUACUUCACACAUUUACCUGAAUACACAACAACUUAUUUUAAAAGCUUCUGAAUUUAGAAACAAAAUUAGAGUCCCCUUACAGUCAAAACAUUCAGCCAACAACUCCCGUAUCGGACUACUAAUUAUGCAAUCUACUGCUCCACAGACAAUGAACAAUCAAGAUUCAAAUCGACUAACUAAUGAACUAUAAUUAAGGGAUGGAAUACUGAAAUAUACUUCAAGACUAAUGAGCUAAUUAAGAAUAUAUGUGAGCACAACAUGUGAGGGAAGACGAGGAGAAAGAAAAUGGGGAGGUGAAGAUGUCUAGCGUCACGGCAAGGAAACAACUUGCGCAAAAAGCAAUAAAUCUUAAACGUUUGGCCUCGCUUAGCCUUUAGAGCUACACAAAAGGCACAAAACGCAUGUGUGUCACUUAGGAGGAUUUUUCCACCGCCACUUUAUCUCUGCAGCUUGUGAUGAGUUUAUUACGGAAGAGGAUUAGGGCCACUGGAAAAAUAAAAUAAAACAGUUCUGACUUUAUUGUCAGGAUUCUGAGAAAAAUUCUGAGAAUAUAUAUAUUUAAAUAAAUUUGAAAUAUGAUAAUUUGUUAUGAUGAGUUGGUCACAUUUUUGGUAGUGAUAAGUGCAAAAACUAAAACAGACAGACAUAACUCUAACAUUCAAUCCACACUCUUUUGUGUAUAUUUUUUUCUUAGAGUUUUGUCUAAAUGUGUGGUUUUAUUUUCACUGUAACCACUAUCAACACUAUUUACUUUUAUUGUUAUUAGUGUGAUGUACUUCAUGCAUGAUUACAUUUGUGCUCUUUUCAUUACAUAAACACAGGGUCAUACACACUCUGACAAGUACCAAUAAAAUACUUUGUUUCUGUUCAUAAAUUGUAGACUUUUUCUGUUGUUUCUUAGUUCAUAAUCCAACAUCUAAAGAAAAUUCAAAAAGUAUCUAACACAGCUUGCACAAUCGCUAUGCAACAGAUGCUCAAAUGUACCCACAAACAUAAAUGCAAACCCAUCUGCCAGUUCUAAGGUGGAAGUGCUACAAUCUCUAAUUGAACAAAUCUGAAACGGCUCAAUCCGAGGCAGGCCAGGCAGCAGGUUGGAACGGAACAGGGCCUGGAGCAGAUUUUCAGUAAUAGUGUCUUUAUUUCUCUGCAGAUACAUCAGACAGAUGCAUCAUUCCACUGCAUCUUGCCAAGUUUGACAUCAUUUGGAGCUAAAGUUUCUCCCCUGUGUGCAUCCUCAGUGAUGAACUGUUACCCUAAGUAACUUUACUGCUGUAGAGUGUUGUGAUCAGAAUAUAUUUUUUAAGUUACUGAUAAAGUUUUUUCUUCCGUCUUCUUCUUUGCCUUGGAUGAUAAAAGGUGCAUUUCCCCCUUCCUGUGCAGUUCCACAUCAGGUUGGGCUUGAUGAGCAAUGGAGCAACUGAUUUCUGAUAGAAGACAGACUUUUUAUUUUAAGUAAAGUACCUUUAAUGUAAAAUUGCUCUUAGGUGAAAAAAGGACAGAAUCAGGUUAAUAAAAACAUUUUCACAUACACAUACAAAACAUACUGACCAUUGCAUAUUUUCAAUUUUGAUGUCAUGGUUUUGCAGUUGAGAAUCAGAUUCCUUUUAUAUAAAUACAAAUGACAGUUCAGAAUAUGUGAAAUAAAACCACUUACAAAUGAAUCUGCUGAUCUUUAAACAUUUGUUUAAUAACUCUUCAAUCGCACUGUAAUUUUUUUUUCCUGUCAUACUUAAUUCAAGUUUAACACUUGUUUUUGUUGGGGUUUUUUUUCUUUACCUAAUUUAGCUUGUAUUUGAUAACAACUUAAGAAAAUGCUGGAUUGAAUUGUUUUCAAUAAACUAAUGCUUUCUGAUUUAA